AUGAUUAAUGAAGUUGAAGAACCUCAUAGUGAUACUGAACCAGAGCAACUAAACCAUAAAAAGGUUAAGUUAAAUGAAAUUCGUGGAGGAAGUAAAGUUAGAAGUUGGAUUUGGAAAUACUUUGAACCUCAUUUUAAAGAAGGAGUCGGUACAUCCACUAGUAAUUGCUUUGAACAUCUUGCAAAUAUUUAUGGAAUAAUUAAAGAGCAAGAGGAAGCUAAUAUUAAUUCAAAUCAAAAUCAAGAUAUUGUAAAAGCAUUUUCCAAGAAAAUUCAUCAUCAAGAAUCAUGUCAACUUGAAUUAUGUCAAUAUCUUGCAGAUUGGAUUAUAU
This is a messenger RNA of Funneliformis geosporum, 331 nucleotides long. The record is from the annotation of a GenBank genome assembly. NCBI's taxonomy places the organism in Eukaryota, Fungi, Glomeromycota, Glomeromycetes, Glomerales, Glomeraceae.